This is a messenger RNA of Wasmannia auropunctata (little fire ant), 1535 nucleotides long. RefSeq names its product WW domain-binding protein 2 (gene Wbp2). Gene Ontology annotation, biological process: positive regulation of DNA-templated transcription. Gene Ontology annotation, molecular function: transcription coactivator activity; chromatin DNA binding. NCBI's taxonomy places the organism in Eukaryota, Metazoa, Arthropoda, Insecta, Hymenoptera, Formicidae. Gene Ontology annotation, cellular component: nucleus. The coding region runs from base 317 to 1168 and encodes 283 amino acids. The record is from RefSeq and is a predicted model, not a curated record. The transcript is spliced from 4 exons.
AGAAACUGUGAAAAAGCAAUAUGGCCAUCGAUAAGUCACCGUACGUACGUGCGUGACAUUAUCUCGUUUUAUUCGCGUAUGAUAUGAUUUGGAAGUGAUAUCAUCGUGUGUAAGUGUGUGUAAUAACGUCAGUCUGAAUAUAUUCCUGAUUAUUUUCCUGCAAAAGAUUUUCCGGCAAUUUCGAAAGAAGAGUGAAGAAGAGUCUUGAGCGGUCUUGAAUCUCGACGUACCAUCGACGUACAUCGACGUUUGGCAACGUUCAUCGAUAGUUUUGUCAUCGUAAGCCAUCGGGAGCGCAUUUAACGCUUUCGAAGAUAUGUCAUUGAACACGGCACAUACCAACGGCGGAGUUCUUCUCCACUCUGGCGAAUGCAUCAUACUCUUCUGCGACAAUGUCAAUAUGGAAUUUCAUGGACAAGAGCAAGCGGAAUUUAUUGGAAAGAAGCAUGGCAGGUUGUACUUGACGACACACAGAAUGAUUUUCAAUGCUAAAGAUCAAAAAGAAAAGAUGCAAUCAUUCAGUUUCCCAUUCGUGACAUUGAGUGAAGUAGGACUGGAACAGCCGGUUUUUGGUGCUAAUUACAUAGGAGGCAAAUGUCGCGCACAGCCGAAUGGUAAUUGGAUUGGAGAAUGCAAAUUUAAAUUGAGAUUCAAGAGUGGUGGGGCAGUGGAAUUUGCUCAGGCUUUGCUGAGAGCCGCAGCGAUGGCUCAACGCAAUGGCCCAGCGAAUGACGCACCACCACCAUAUACCCCUCCAUUAUCCGAUUGGUACCCAGCGCAACCUUCGGCUUAUCAACCUGCUCCAACUGGAUAUUACGGAUGGAUGCCUCCGACCAACGUAUUCCCAGAUGUUCCGCCAGGAAAUACAGUCUUUAUGACAGACAGUCCGCCACCGUAUCCUGGCAUACAAUCAGGAUACGGAUAUGCAAGUGGUCCGCCACAUCAAGGCGCUGGAGCUGCAGCAGGACAACCAGGAACUCCUGGAUGGGCCAAUCCGAAUUACAACAGCCAGUCCCAUGCAGGUGCGUAUCCCGGCGGUUAUGGACAACCGCCUUACAGCGGUUAUUCGCCUAAUCCACCACCGUAUUCGACAUAUCCACAAAGCGGCUAUACGCCUGGACCUUACAAUCAGCAGCCUGGAUCUUAUCCAUAUCCACAUCAAUACUAAUGAGUAUUGUAUGGAUAUAUAAUAUAUAUGUAUACACCUAUCAUCAAAUUAUAAAUUACGACAAAUGGACAGACAUCGAGAGAAUUACAAAAGAAUGUGCUAAACAUUCUUUGAAUAUAUAUGCUUGUGCAAUAUGUAUUUUUCUAAAUAUCUAUAGCUUACAAUUACUAAAAAUAUGCUUUUCGCGAAUAUAUAACACGUUGAAUAUAUAACAAAGAAUUAUAAUGCGUUGAUUCUACAAGGUAUUAGCAUACGUUAUACGUAUUUAUUAAACGUAUACUAUUAAACACGCAUACGCGCGCGCGCGCGCGCGCGCGCGCGUGCAUAUAUAAGGAUGAUAUAUAAAAUUAAAUAUUAAUAAAGAUAA